Messenger RNA from Condylostylus longicornis, 4036 nucleotides. RefSeq lists its product as uncharacterized. Gene Ontology annotation, biological process: adenylate cyclase-activating G protein-coupled receptor signaling pathway; G protein-coupled adenosine receptor signaling pathway. The transcript has 4 exons. Gene Ontology annotation, cellular component: membrane. The record is from RefSeq and is a predicted model, not a curated record. NCBI's taxonomy places the organism in Eukaryota, Metazoa, Arthropoda, Insecta, Diptera, Dolichopodidae. Gene Ontology annotation, molecular function: G protein-coupled receptor activity. The coding region runs from base 1372 to 3684 and encodes 770 amino acids.
UUGCCAAGUUUCUUAUACAUACACAAAUACAUAUGUUAAGAUAAAAUAAAUUAAAUUAUUAGAAAACGUUCGAGUUAUUUCACAUUAUCAAAUGACAACAUAAAAUAUAAUUUUAUUUGAAAGCGAACCUAUCAUCAGAUUUGAUCAGAUAGAACGUGAAAUGAAAGCAAAUUAUUUAACAAUAUUACCAUCAUUGUUAUUAUUAUUAUUAUUAGAAUAUAAAUCAUUUGUGAAAAUUACCAUGUUCUCAUUAUUAAAUAAUACUGCUAAAUUAAUAUCAUUAAUAUCAUAUAUUAUUAAAAUUACGUAUGCAAAUUAUUCUGAAUUAAAUGAAAUCAAUACUAUAAUUAUAAAGAUCGAAUACAAAUUAAGAAAUAAUUCAGAAAAAGUUAAAGUGAAUCAUUCAUCGAAGAAUUAUACUUAAAACAAUUUGGAUCGAAUAAAAUUUUUAAAGCUUUAAAUUAAUAUAAAAAUAAAAAUAAUUGAAUUUCUUAUUUUAUUAAAAAGUAUAAAUUUUGUUAUAAAGCAACAAGAAAUUCAUCAGAGUUGGAGUAGUACCAAAUACAAUUUCUUCAAUUAUCACAUAUGGUCAGUACACGAGACAUAAUUAUUUCCUAAAAUUUCUUUAAUGUGAAAUUUUUUAAAGGCACUCAGUAACAAAACCUAUUUAAUUUUGUUAUUUCAAAUUGUAAUUCCAUUCAAUUAUCACAGUAACAAAAAGUAAAAUUUUUCAACAAGCACCAAAACAAAAAAGGAUAAUAUGUAAACAAAUAUGAUGUGAAACUAAAAUUAAAACAUAAAACUAAAAAAUACAUUUAAAAAAAUAAAUUGAAUGCCAAUGUGAAAUGAACAAUAGCAAAAAAAAAGGAUAACUUUGAAUUUUAAUCAACAAGGAUUUUUUAUUGCUGCGCUUUAUUUGUUUGCGCCAAUAUUUACUUUAAUAUUUUUCUAAGAAUAAAAAUAACUACAAUUCACAAUCAUCAUAGCAAAACAACAUCAGAAGCAAACUGACAUCUAAAUAAAACGAAUAAAUUGUACAAGGAUAAAAUGUCCUUGUAAACAAUGUAGUUUAUUUUUUUUUUUAAUCAGAAGUCAUUAAAAUGAUCAUCAUGCACACUAAGAAUAUAUAAAUCUCAUUCAGAUUAUUGAUUUAUAGAUUUUGAAUUAUAAUUGAAUAAACAGAUUGGUGGAAGAAUUGGACUUUCUUAAAUUAAAAUUUUGUAAUAUUACAAACAAAUAAAAGCAACCAGAAAAAUUCCCAGUUCUAAACAAAGAAUCAUCAAGAUUUUAACAAAAUUUCCAAGUUAAAUACUUUAAUUCUUACAAUAAAAUAUAAAAGAUACAAAAUAUAAAAAUCAUUUUUUUUCUAUCAUGUCAUUUCACUAUUUCUUACCAGAUCCAGAUUUGAAUGAACAAAUCAAAUUAAAUUAUUCAUCAACAUUAUCUUCUUCUUCCUCAUCGUUUUCUUCUUCUCCUGCUUCUUCUUCUUUUCCUCUAACAUCUUAUAUAUCUUCACCAUCUUCAAUAUUAUCAUCUUCAAGAUAUGAAAAUGUUAAGGAUCAAACAGAUUUUCAACUUAAUAUACCAUAUACAGCAUUUGAAAUAUUGGUUGGUGUUAUCGCUGUUAUUGGUAAUUUAAUGGUUAUUAUUGUAUUUAAACGUGAUAGAAAAUUGAGACGUAGAACAAAUUAUUAUAUAGUAUCAUUAGCUGUUGCUGAUUUUUUAGUUGGUCUAUUGGGUGUACCAUUUGCUAUAUUAUCAUCGAUUGGUGAACCAAAGAAUUUAUACGCUUGUUUAUUAUCUUUAUCUACAUUAGUUGUAUUAUGUACAAUAUCAAUAUUUUGUUUAGUUGCUGUAUCAGUUGAUCGUUAUUGGGCUAUACUACAUCCGAUGGCAUAUUCAAGGAAUGUUAGAACAAAAACUGCAAUUGGUAUAAUUUCAAUGUGUUGGGUAGCUGGUACUAUUGUUGGUUUAAUGCCAUUAUUUGGUUUUCAUACAUAUCAGGGAACCUGCUUUUUCGAGGAAACAAUGGACUAUAAUUUUUUAUUAUUUCUAUAUUUUGCAACAAUAAUUACACCAGCAUUUCUAAUGUUAUGUUUUUAUGCACAUAUUUAUCGUGUCAUCGUCAAACAGAUUCGUCAAAUAGUUACAAUGAAUCCAAUUAGUGGAUCAAGAAGAUCAUCACGUUUAUCAGUAUAUGAUCAACAACAAGUUAAAACAAUAUCAAAUAAUACGUUCAAUAAUUGUAGAGGACAUGGUGGUACAAUGUUAAGAGUUCUUGGUGCAGCUCGAAAACGUGAUGUUAAAGCCACACAAAAUUUAUCAAUUAUUGUGUUAUUUUUUAUGAUUUGCUGGAUACCAUUAUAUACAAUAAAUUGUAUAAGAGCAUUUAAUCGUGACAUACCAAUACCAGAUCAAUUAAAAAUGUGUUGUAUAAUAUUAACCCAUUUAAAUUCAGCUGUGAAUCCAAUUUUAUAUGCCUAUCAUUUGAAAGAUUUCCGUGCAGCAUUGAAAAAUUUAAUUUUGAAAAUUUUUGGUAUCGAAGUACAACAACAGCCUGAUAUUCAUUAUAAGUUAUCAAUAGCAAGUCAACAUCGUUUACAUUCGAUUUCACGUGCAUCAUUUCGUAAUCGAAUAUACGUUGAUUCACCUGUAUGGCUGAAACAAAAGCAAAUAGAAGAACAAAAUAAAACUAAUUUGACGAUAACAAAAAGCUUAAAUAGCGUUCAUCAAACAGUGGCAGCAGUUGCCUCAGCGACAACUGAUCGUGAAAUGUGGAAAAUUGUUGAAAUUCCUAGUAUUAUAAAUGAAGAAAGCUAUAAACUUCAUUCAGAUUGUGAAUUAUCAAAUAGCAAAAGUAAAAACUACAUUUCAUCUGAUGACGAUGAUGAUGAUGACGAUAGAGAACCUAGUCAAAUAUCGACAUAUGAUAAUAAAAAUUUUUCAACAAGUGUUGAUAAUCUUUCUCACAAGUUAAAAAAUCAAAAGAUCACAAUGGAACCAAGGAAAUCAAUAACAUUAGCAUUAAUACGUCAACAAUUGAAGUCCUCAAAAUCAAAUUACCCACCUCAAACGGCAUUAGGUACAGAAUUAAAACAAUUAGAUUUUCUUGGACCGUCUCUAAAUAGUUAUGGAUCAUUAAAAGCAAAACAAAAAGAAAUUGAACAAAAUUUUAAAACAUCAAAUGAAAUCAAGAAAAGUUAUUCUAUAUCAAGUAAUUCUAGUAAUAAUUCAUAUACAAGUAGCAGUAGUGAAGAUUUUAUUAAGCAUGAAAGUUAUCGAAAACUCGAUAGUAAUCAUUUGCCACCUAUUUAUCAUAUAAGUUUAGGUCCAACUAACACAACAACAACCGAAAUUGUUGAUAUUGAAAAUGUACCAAAAUCAUCAAAGUUUAAUUCAUUGAAAUCAAUGAAAAGAUUAUAUAGUUCAAAUGAUGAACUCGAUUCCUAUAAAGCAAGAGAUUUAACUAAUACCAAUAAAGAUUUUAAUUAUAGACUAUACAAUAGUCAGCCUAGGAAAAAAUUAAAUCUAUUAGGUUCUAAUAAAAUUAAAAUGGAUAAUCAAUUAGAAAAUACAAAACAUUAUAGUUUAUUUCAAAUAUGUGAUUAUUUUAAAGAAAAGGAUGAUGAAAAUAAAGUUGAAUUAAAAUUUGGUAGAAAAAGAACACUUUCAAGUGAAAGCUAAAAUGCUCCACAAACAAAUAAUAUUUCCCAAUAUUGCUUUCAUGAUUUUAUUGAUAAACAAAAAAACUAUUAACAUUAAUACGAGUAUUUAUUUUGGAUUACUAAAAAUUUCAAUUCAUAUUUCUAAUACCACUUCGUUGUCUUCAGUUAAAUUCAAGAUAUUAUACACUAAAAUACUUAAAAAUUUUUUUUUAAAUUUCUGAAAGUUUUUAGUUGCAUGGCUAGAAUUGAAAUAUAUAUUUCAUAAAUUUAGGGUUGUUUUUUAAUUUUAAGGACGAUUGAGGGGUGGCAGAAUAUAGCUUUUCGAAACGAAAGUUUAAUGUUAGCACGUAAAUGUUUUCAACCAAAAAACG